Messenger RNA from Ipomoea triloba (trilobed morning glory), 2051 nucleotides. RefSeq names its product protein HOTHEAD-like. The transcript is spliced from 4 exons. Bases 107 to 1888 code for a protein of 593 amino acids. Gene Ontology annotation, molecular function: oxidoreductase activity, acting on CH-OH group of donors; flavin adenine dinucleotide binding. NCBI's taxonomy places the organism in Eukaryota, Viridiplantae, Streptophyta, Magnoliopsida, Solanales, Convolvulaceae. The record is from RefSeq and is a predicted model, not a curated record.
UACUAUACUAUGCUUAAAAACUAGCUACCCGGCCGAGUCUUAGAAUUAUAUAUAAACUUUGUUUUCUUGAUCAUCGAUCAGCUCGUGGAUAGAAUAUAUAAUUAAAAUGAUCGCUUCAUCUCUCUUUGCAUUUUUCUUCUUCUUCUUCUUCAUUGCUUCUUGUUUCUCCGAGAAAGCGCCAUAUACCUCGUUCGCUAAGAAUGCAACGUUUGCUCCGGCGACAGAAUUCUUCGAUUACAUCGUCAUCGGCGGUGGAACCGCGGGGUGUGCGUUAGCUGCGACGCUGUCGGCGGGGGCUAAAGUUUUGCUGUUAGAAAGGGGUGGUUUGCCGUAUGGAAACCCUAACAUAACCAGCAUUAAUGGGUUUGCGAGAACGCUUGCGGACACAUCUCCGGACUCGGCCUCCCAGCUGUUCGUGUCGAGCGACGGCGUUUUCAACCACCGGGCCCGCGUGUUGGGCGGCGGGUCGUGCUUGAACGCCGGGUUCUACACGCGGGCGAGCAAGGCGUACGUUGACAACGUGGGGUGGGAUGAGGCGCUGGUGAAUGAAUCGUAUGAUUGGGUGGAGAGGAAAGUAGCGUUUAAGCCCCCGAUGUUGGCGUGGCAGUCGGCGGUGAGAGACGGGUUGAUUGAAGCGGGGGUGUUACCGUACAAUGGUUUCACGUACGAACAUUUGUACGGGACUAAGGUUGGCGGAACAAUCUUUGAUGAAAACGGAUAUAGACACACGGCAGCCGAUUUGUUGGAGUAUGCUGACCCCACCAAAAUCACUGUCUACUUAUAUGCAACUGUGCAUAAAAUCUUCUUCCAGAAAGAAGAAGAACCCAAAGCUUACGCUGUGUUAUACAAAGACAGCGGCGGGAACCGGCACAUAGCUUACCUAAACGACGGACCGAAGAAUGAGAUCAUCCUGUCGGCGGGAGCACUGGGAAGCCCACAGUUAUUGAUGUUAAGCGGCAUAGGAGCGGCCCAACAGCUAAAAGCACAUAAGAUUCCGGUGGUCAUGAAUCAGGCGAUGGUGGGUCAGGGGAUGUCUGAUAAUCCAAUGAAUGCAGUGUUUAUUCCUUCCCCCCACCCCGUCGAGGUUUCGCUGAUUCAGGUUGUGGGCAUCACAAAAUUCGACAGCUACAUAGAAGCAGCCAGCGGUUCCCUGGAAUUGGCAUGGAUGCAUAGAAUGGUAUCUGACUUCGAAAGAUUAGCAAAUCAGAGCAGCCGGCAUUUCUUGGGCGGGGGCAACUUGAGCUUCUUCGCAGACGCAGCAGUAAAAAGAAAAAGUAUAAAGACAUACUUGGGUGGGGGGGCGAGUGUGCAGGCGGGGAUAAUCCUAGAAAAAGUUGCAGGCCCAUACUCAACAGGCAAUCUAGAGCUUCGAAGCAAGGAUCCUAGCGAGAACCCAAAGGUGACCUUCAACUACUUCAAAGACCCACGGGAUCUGCAGAGAUGCGUUGAAGGCAUAGAGAUUAUAGCAAAGGUUAUAGAGUCAAGACCUUUCUCCAAGUUCCGGUACCCUCUCGCCCACGCCCGGGCUCUCAUCGAUGCUAUGCUCACGCUUCCCCUCAACCUCAGACCUAAACAUGUCAGCGCCACCUUUUCCUUGGAGCAGUUUUGCAAAGACACCGUCAUGACCAUAUGGCACUACCAUGGCGGCUGCCAAGUUAAUAGAGUCGUCGAUAAAGACUACAAGGUUAUCGGAGUCAAGGCACUGCGCGUCGUCGAUGGCUCCACCUUUAUUAACUCCCCCGGAACCAAUCCUCAAGCUACUGUUAUGAUGCUGGGAAGGUCGGUGAUCAUCAUAUCAUAUCAUAUCCAUCUCAUCUUCCACUCACUCUUCUUCAAUUCACCAUACUUUAUAUUAUUAGUAUGGUUUAUAUAUAUAAUAAAUUACUAAACUAUGUAUGUAUGUAUGUAUUAUGUAAUGCAGGUAUGUGGGGCGCAAAAUCAUGGUUGAUAGAGCACCCCUUGGAUAGGAUAGGAAGUACCUUGCUUGAAUUGCUAUAUAUGUGAAUGGACGGUCAUGAUUCUUAGAUUUUGCAAAUUGUAUCUCAUCUCUC